This is a messenger RNA of Boeremia exigua, 1668 nucleotides long. RefSeq lists its product as uncharacterized. The coding region runs from base 1 to 1668 and encodes 555 amino acids. Gene Ontology annotation, molecular function: protein binding. The transcript has a single exon. Lineage: Eukaryota; Fungi; Ascomycota; Dothideomycetes; Pleosporales; Didymellaceae. The record is from RefSeq and is a predicted model, not a curated record.
AUGGACAGCCUCCCUCAAGAACUAGUCGACCAUAUCAGCAGCUAUCUUGGGCGCAAUGAUCUCAAAAACACACUGUUAUUGACUACUAAAUUCCAGCGUGUAGCUGAACAGUACUCCGAGGCAUUUUCCACUUACACUAUCUCCGAAGACAAUAAUGGCGAUUUCGUCAAUUUCUGUCGUGGACGCCUCGUGCAGCAUCUGCGUAACAUCAAGUUUUGGCCUAGCCUGCCUGCACUCGAUAUGGACACCUACAAGAGAAACAGAGAGGCUUUCGAAGAUAAUCCGUGUCGCGACACCAUUGACGAACUUCGAGAGAUGGACGAAGAGUUCACGCGCCAAAUCCGUUCUUUCUUCACGAUGUUACACGAAGUUGAGCAGGCGGGGUUCCUAGAUGGACACAGGGGUCUCGAGCUCGAGAUACACAGUCCAACACGAGCUGUGGACGAAAGCGAGUUUUGCCUCCAUCGCGUAUUCACCAGCUGGCGCAUACACAUAAUCUCGCCUGAGACACUUCCGCAGAUUGCGUGCAUCCGCUCCCUGGUCAUCCGAAAUGGAACCGAUUUCGAGUGGCACGAUGUGCCGGAUCCUCCGUUCCGUAAACCAGAUCUCCGUAUGAUCCUCGAUAUUGCUGCUAGAUUGCCAAACCUCCAGGUAUUGAAGUGCAACGUCGGCGGCGACGAAUGGAUGGCCGCUCUCGAUUUGGAUGACGCGAUGUACACUGUCCAAGACUGGCCAGGCCCCCGUCGUGACUCCCGCCACAAUUUUGCAAAAGCAACUCAAGUCAUCCAGCUUCCUACUUUGAGCCACGUAAAUCUGGACUUCAUAUAUCCAAUCUAUAAAGCUGAUUGGGUUGACCAGCGUCUACCAAUGCCUAAUCUUGUCAAACCGGCAAUGUACGACCCUUUCAGCUCGAGUCUCCGUCUGCUAUCCUAUCAACUCCGAACAAUGAAGUUGAGAGUAGUGACUGACGAGACUUUGUUCUGGCCUGCUGACGGAAGCACACCCUCAUGGCCGAAUCUUGAGAGUCUGAGCGUCAUGUUCCACGCGGUCUCUCCUUCGGGUGCUUGGUACUUCGAAGGGCCGCACGACGUGGGAGCGAACGAAGGGGUUGAGAUUGAUGAUUCAUCAUAUCCGCCAUUAGAAACCACAGAAGAAGACGAGAUCGCGGAUGGAAGCUUUGACUGGGAGGUUGACUGGGAUGCUCAUCGUGUCUUUGCUCAAUACCGUGUCAAGCCCACCAACAAAACGCUGGUUCCGUUUCUUACAGCGUUCGCUAAGGCUGCAGCACUAAUGCCUUCGCUCAGGGAAGCUGCGUUGUGGGCACCUUUAACGUUCGACCCAGAGCAUGUGGAACAGUACGCCGGCUUCGACUGUAAAGAAGUAGCCCAUGCUACAAAUUGCGAGCUAGCAUGGGGAUUGGCGUACGCGAAGCCAGGAAUGCGAGCCUUCACGGAAGUCGUAGGCGAAAAUUUUGCCGCUUUCCCUCAGAUGUGGUGGUAUGUGGGAGAGUGGCGCCCCGACCCUGAGCUUCUUGAUCUCUUUCACCAGAUCGGGCGACAAGAACAGGACGAGCCGACUUCAAUGCAUUGGGGAGAUCGAUUCACCAACCCCGGUCUGGUGGAGAGGGGUGAGUUCGAAGGCUGGGAGUCUUGGCGAUUUGAUCACUGA